Molecule: messenger RNA, 1041 nt
Organism: Brassica napus (rape)
Lineage: Eukaryota; Viridiplantae; Streptophyta; Magnoliopsida; Brassicales; Brassicaceae
Product: transcription repressor MYB5
Exons: 2
Coding region: 1-756 (251 amino acids)
Source: RefSeq, a predicted model, not a curated record
AUGACGUCAUCCGGAGGAAAGAAGCAGGUCGUGAAGAAGAUGAUCCCGUGCUGCAUGAAGAUGGGGAUGAAGAGAGGACCAUGGACGGCGGAGGAGGAUGAGAUUCUUGUUAGCUUCAUCAAGAAAGAAGGCGAAGGAAGGUGGAGAUCGCUUCCCAAGAGAGCUGGUUUACUCCGAUGUGGAAAGAGCUGCCGCCUACGGUGGAUGAACUAUCUCCGGCCGUCUGUAAAACGCGGCGGUAUCACUCCCGACGAGGAAGAUCUCAUCCUCCGCCUUCAUCGCCUCCUUGGCAACCGGUGGUCACUGAUCGCGGGAAGGAUACCGGGAAGGACUGAUAAUGAGAUUAAGAACUAUUGGAACACUCAUCUUCGUAAGAAACUCUUAAGUGAAGGCAUUGAUCCUCGAACCCACAAGCCUCUUGAUGCAAACAAUGCUCAUCAUAAACCCGGAGAAGAAGUUUCCGGUGGACAGAAUCUUCUAGAGCCUAAUUCUAGUUCUCACACUGAUGACACCACCGUUAAUAGCGGAAAUGAAGCUACCAAGAUCACUUUCAGUGUCUUUGGUGGUGAAGACAACGAAGACUUUGGUUUCUGUUACGAUGAUAAGUUUUCUUCGUUUCUAAAUGCGCUUAUCAAUGAUGAUCCUUUUGAUAGUAAUAUUCCAUUGUCCCAGCCGUUACGGACGCAAGAUUGUACUGGUGCGAUUGCUGGAACGUCGUCUAGCUUAGAACAUGGCCAGAGAUUAGAAGAUAUAUGAUUUGAUCGGUCGUGAUGUCUUCUAUAUCUACCAUGCUUCAAGAAGUGUGUAGUCAUGUGAUUUCAAAGGUCGGUAUAUAUAUAUGUGUGCUAAGUUGUUUUGUGGCGAUCUGUGUGAUUACAAAAUAAAUAUAUACCUCAUGUGUAAACAUACUCAUAUAAGUCGGUAUAUAUAUAUGUGUGCUAAGUUGUUUUGCAGCAAGGUUUGAGUUUUGAUUCUUGUUUAGUUUUUAAUCAAGUGCAAUGUGAAAACAAAAUUAUGAUAGAAGAUAUUUUAUUUGUUUAA